AUGUCCAUAUCAACAAUCAAAACAUUGGGUGAAUUUAUGGCUGAUUGUGCUCGAACAACCCAUCGACUUUCUUGUUAUACACCAUUACCAAGUCAUGCUGCUCAGAAGAGAAUCAUGCGUAGUAAUAGUACUAGUGAGAGUGGUGAACAUCGUCGUCAUCAUCACCAGCAGCAUCGUUUAUUUAUUCGAAAUUUUCUUACGGAUUUUCGUCGUCAGUCGAGUGUCAAUGAUUAUAAAUUUCCAAAACCAUUGAUAACAUCACAUCGUCCUUUACAAAAGUUUAUUAAGGCUAAGUCACUUGCAGUUACUGAUGAAGAAACUGGAGAUUUAUCAGCAACACGUUUAUCUAUAUCAAAUUCUUUAACAAGUGUUCAUAAACAAUGUGAACAAGAUGAUGCUGAAACAACAAAUAAACUUUUAGAAAUAGGUCGUGUGGCUUCAUGGGCUGUUGGCUUUGAAAAAUUGCUCAAUGAUGAUAUGGGUUUAUAUGUAUUUACUGAAUUUCUUAAAAAAGAAUUUAGUCAAGAAAAUAUUCAAUUUUGGAUUGCAUGCGAACAAUUUAAAAAAUUAUCCGAUUCAGAAGAGAUUCGUCAUAAAGCCAGUUUAAUUUGGGCAACUUAUUUACAUGACACAGAUGAUGGUUCCUGUCCAAUUAAUAUCGAUAGUAGAACACGACAAGAAUGUCAACAAUCUUUAUUAAAUAAGCCUAAUGCUCAUAUAUUUGAAAAGGCUCAAUCUCAGAUAUUCCAAUUAAUGAAAUAUGAUUCAUAUACAAGAUUUCUUAAAUCAAAUAUGUAUAAAGAUUGUAUUAUGAGUGAAAUGGAAGGUAAAUCUAUACCAUACUCAAAACAACAGCCACAACAACAAUAUCAUCAUCAUCAUCAUCAUCAUCACCAUCAUCAUCAUCAUGCAAUCUCAUCCAUUAAUGAAGAUCGAUCAAAAACACUUGAUUCUCUCACAAAAUUAAAAGACGAUGAAAAAAAAGAUAAAAAACGAAGUCCACUUUUACCUUGGACAAAAGCAUUCAUUAAAUGGAAACGUCUAUCAGCGGCACCAGAGACAAGCAAGUUUCUUUUUUUUCUUUUAUUUUUUUUUGGUGUUCUGCAUCUAUACACAGAAUAA
Molecule: messenger RNA, 1122 nt
Organism: Adineta steineri
Lineage: Eukaryota; Metazoa; Rotifera; Eurotatoria; Adinetida; Adinetidae
Source: the annotation of a GenBank genome assembly